AUGGAAAGCGUUGCUCGUAGCAUCAAGAGGUCGAGAGUGGUGCCACCGGCGACGCCGCCUUCUGGUGGUGUGCUGGUUGUCGGAUGGGAUGGAAGCAGCAAUCAUGCUCCCUGUCGAUCCGAGGCGGAAGAAGAGGGAUGUCGUGCGGACCGCAUCAGCAAUCUCGCCGACGCCGUCCUAGGUGAGAUCAUCUCUCGUCUUCCCGUCAAGGAGGGCAUCCGUACUCGAAUCCUCGCACGUCGCUGGCGUCCUUUGUGGCCCAUCGCUCCUCUGAAUCUCAACUGCCGCGAGAUCCUUGUCCCGCGUCUUUUUAACAAUGGAGAAACAGUUCAUAUCGAGACCACGUCUAGGCUGUCCGCCUUCACCAAUGAGCGCGUCCGUAAAUGCUAUUUUGGAACUUGGCGUUAUCUAGAAUGUUUCGCUGUUGUUGUCAGCCUUCCGGAAUGCAUCCUGUCCAGUCAUGCUGGCUCGGUUCUUGAGUUCUGCUACCUCUUCCCAGGAUUCCUGACGAAAGAGGUCACACUACUGGAUGUCAACGACUCGGUGAUAACCGUCGUCUCUGCACCUAAACUGGAGACGCUACGUCAAUUUGUGUUUGUGAAAGUCAAGAUGGAGGACUUGGUGAAAAUUGGUGUCUCUGCAACUGUACUGGAUAAAUUCACGGAUGCUUGGGGUGUGUCAUGCCUUGCGGGUUUGGGGGCAUUUGGGCUAACACGAUUGCGGCAUUCUGUCAAGACCUUAUUUAUCCUCAUGCCUUAUAUAGUCGACUUGGUUGUUCCUUUGUUGCAGUUGUUUCCAAAUCUGCAGAACUUGUUUGUCAAGGUAUUUGUUGCUUUCAUGAAUAUUUUUAGGGAGGAUGCAUUCGUCAUGGUGAAAAAAACAAAUGGCAUGUUCAGCACGGGCAGUUUCUCAAACAUCACAACAUUUGCCUGA
This is a messenger RNA of Aegilops tauschii subsp. strangulata, 933 nucleotides long. NCBI's taxonomy places the organism in Eukaryota, Viridiplantae, Streptophyta, Magnoliopsida, Poales, Poaceae. The record is from RefSeq and is a predicted model, not a curated record.